CCUCGCCCCAUGUUGCAACGACCACAGGAAAAGCCCCAUUCUGCGCACGGCGCACAUGCGGCACGACAUGCUUAUCGACGCAAUGACAGGUUGCGCCUUGGGCUCAGUUUGAGCUCUACCCAUUGGAAUGCCAACAUGCGGUCGCACUCCCUACCUGACGCAAACGACCUUGAAGUCGUUCGACGUCUCGGCAAGCAACGCAGCACAACCUCCCCGCCAGCGCUCGUAGGGGAGCUUGCCCUAGCUUCCUUUGUCCACUUUGCAAACGUCAUGGAGGUCCAGUCCACAAAUUUUCCCAUGGUCGGCCACGUUUCACAGCCAGCUAGGUGACAAAAAAAACAAGGAGACAUGCCAAGCCAGGGCGCCAGGACUCUUCAGUCACGCGCUGACGCACGCCACGAACAAUCGCUCGGCAACCACACAUCGCUCUGGUUUUGCCGGUUGACCACCAACGACGAUGCGAUCGAGAACGCUGAUCUCAUGUUUCACCAGUGCAAGCACUCGUCGCGCACUGCUGCGCUGGAAGCCAUGGACAAGUUAUCGAUGGUGCUGCGUCCCGAGGCGCGACGACAAUCAAAGCCGACGUAGUGUGCUUGAAGUGGGCUUGUCCAUCGACCGGAACGCUCGCGUCGACAUGCGCGCUCGGUUGUUGUCGAAGCCGUUCAAGCAUGGUGCGCAUCACCCACUGCGACAACUCGAGCGACAACGACCGGCCUUUCAACUUCAUGCAGAACCAAGUAGGAGUUUAUGCCGUGAGAUCGCAACACGCCUUCAUUGGAAUCGUGGCCGGAAGGCCGGUGGCGACGGCUCCGCGCGCAGACGCCCGUGUGCCACGAAGCCGCCGACACACCAGCGGCGGCCGUCUUCGAUACAGCAGUCGGUACAUUUUGGGACCACCAACCGCCGGCGACAUGCCAAGGAUGGGAAGCGGGCGUUCAACCUCGGGUUUCUUGAGAGCGAGAUGCAGCCUUUUUCGUGGCGAUCGCUGCUUGACCAAGUCUUCUCCAUUCUCGUGAUGAUCGUGGGCAUGAACGACUCUGUUGUACCCAUUGAAUUGCAUGACGCAAACGUCAGCGAGGCGGGCCACGCACUGGCACUACUCGGGGCUGCUUGGAUGUUCUGCCCGCGCAACUGUAUCCUCUAGCGCGCUUGUACCAUGCUGAAUUGUCGUGCUGCGCCGUCGAGACAUCGCACGACCCCACACGACCUGUUGCGCCAAGCGCUCCAAGACAACACCGCGUUUCACGGUCCGAGCCAUCAUUCGCGCGCUCGCCUUCGUCAAAGCUCACGAGAAUCCUGUGUAGGGCUGCAUGGAACGUGUUGUCCUAUGGAGGGGAAGGCGACGUACGUCGUUUCCUUGGAUCGACUUGGAACGAGCCGCUUCAAAUUUGACUCGACACCAUGAGCGAGGCGUGCUGUAUUUGCUGCAGAACGUGCAUGCCUACGUGACUCUCAAACAAGUCGACAGCUCAUAUCUCUCGACAUUACAACAUGGUCAUGCUCUCGUCAAGCUCCCCGUCGUUGGUAGUGGCGAGUGUGCGCAUUUCCCAACAGCAGCAGCAACGGGGUCAGUGGAAGGAAGGCGACGUCGGAAUCGAGGACACGGGAGGGAUGGGAAGCGCGCGCGACCACGUCGUUCAACUGCACGAACGAUGGUCGAUGGAAAACCACGGCAUGGCGCUCCACUACCAUGGCCGCGUCCACAUUCUCGCGUGGGACGAGAAUUCUAUCGUCCAGUGCACACUCGAGCUGUCGGCGCACUCCACUGAGACGGCUGCGGAUAUCUCCAUACACGUUGAAGCUCUUGGCAUCGCAUCCCCUUGGCAUACAAUCGAGUUGGCCGUUUGUGGCUGGAACCGUUCUGUUACGUUGACGGCUUCGUCGCCACCGCAAC
Aphanomyces invadans is the source of this 1894-nucleotide messenger RNA. RefSeq lists its product as hypothetical. The transcript has 2 exons. The record is from RefSeq and is a predicted model, not a curated record. Bases 458 to 1144 code for a protein of 228 amino acids. NCBI's taxonomy places the organism in Eukaryota, Oomycota, Saprolegniomycetes, Saprolegniales, Verrucalvaceae.